Molecule: messenger RNA, 733 nt
Organism: Jatropha curcas
Lineage: Eukaryota; Viridiplantae; Streptophyta; Magnoliopsida; Malpighiales; Euphorbiaceae
Product: protein SEED AND ROOT HAIR PROTECTIVE PROTEIN
Cellular component (GO): cell periphery
Source: RefSeq, a predicted model, not a curated record
UCUUCCGUUUCUCUUCAAUUUGAGUUCACAUAAUGGCUCACUCUCAUUUUUAUUUGACAAUCUCUUUCGCUUUAUCCUCAGCGCUUCUUAUUAUUGCUUCUGCUAGCGAUGAUGAUGGCUAUGGCCUCAAAAAUAUCAACCUUCAAAAACCUAAGCCUGACGAGGAAUAUCUACUCUCCACAUUAGUCGGUAUUCAAGGACUUAUUUUCUGCAAAUCAGGCGCCAAGCUCAUUCCACUCCAAGGGGCUGUGGCGAGGAUAACGUGCCUUGCAGUUGAUGAGUAUGGAUAUGAAACGGCACCUUUGUCCAUUUUGAGUGGAGCAACGGAUGUUAAAGGGUAUUUCUUAGCAACACUGUCUCCUUCUGAGGUUGAAAAGAAUUUAAAGAUUACAGAGUGCAAAGCAUUUCUAGAGCUAUCUCCAUUGACCAAGACUUGCGAUGUUCCGAGCGACGUGAAUAAAGGGAUCGCGGGUGCUCUUCUCAGUUCUUAUGAAUUCCUCCAUGACAAGAAUAUGAAAUUGUUUACUGUUGGACCUUUCUUCUACACAACCAACCCUAAAUCAGUGGUCUCUAAUGGCUAUUGAAUAAUAAUUAAUUAAUUAUUUUGAUGGAUAGUAAAUAUUGGUUUGAGAGUUUGAUAAACCAAGUGGUCUCCAAUGGUUUGUUUUAAUUUGUUUCUACUUUUGUUUUUGGUUUCUAUGGCUUCUACUUUGUUAUAAUUUAAUUUAAUGCA